GCAAAUCACUUCCUUGUUUGAAUUGUAUGCUCCAUGGCUAACUCACUGGGUUUCUUGUGUUGUUUCUUUUUCACUUUUCUAAUGUCCUUUCUUCUCCAAACUGUUGGAUUCUUCACUCCAAACUGGGUAACAUGGAAAGGAUGCGAGGAACAGGGACUUUUCGGCUAUUCCACUUCAAAUACAACUAGUGAAUGCAUCGGCGGUGGUGAUUACAUCAGCUCAGCAGCCCUUGGCCUACAAGCAACGUCAUUCGCCAUCCACCUGCUCGUUUGUUUGACCUCGAUAUGGCUAAUGUGCUGUAGCGGAGACGAUGACGAUGACGAUGACGAUGACGUUGGAUGCUGUUUAUGUUGUGCCGGAUGCUCCAUCAUGAUGUACCCAGCUGCAGGGUUAUUCAGUAUAAUCGGAUGUGGUGUGAUGUCUACCAUAGACGUGCCCGAAUUCUCGUACGGUUAUUCCUUCGGCCUGUGUCUCGCCAGUGGUGUCUACGUCAUGCUUCAAGCUAUCCUAGUAUGCUACUGCCUAUGCAAAGCCAGCGACGACGAUGACGACUUCUCGGCAUCCCGACAGACUCCAACCACUGUGGCGACCACUGGUGCCAGCGGUCAGCUUAAUCUCGCGUACAACCACCAAGAACAACAUGUAGCUGUUGUUGUGACGGAGAGGGAGGAACAAGCAAUGUCUAAUGGAGUCAUGAUAUUACGCAAGUUGAGGAUCAUGCAGAUCGUUAGACUUGGUCGCUGAACACAAAACUAGCAACUCGCUUCAAUGUUUGUCAAGGUGUGUUACGCGCCAAUCAAAGGCUUCAAAAGGGCUCAGAUAAUUUUCUUAUCAUUUUUGUUUGGUGUUGUUUUAACUAGAUACCGUUCUGCUAUUUUGUAUAUUUAUUUCGGAACACUUUUAAUCUUUUAAUCCAAUCUUUUGACAUUUAGUACCACUGAUAUGCCUUGAAUGAACGAAAUGGCAAAAUGGUGCAGCGUAAAUAUUUACUUCGCUUAGCUUUCUUCAUCUACAUUCUAUUUAAAUAAUAAUAACGCCGUCUCUGGACAUGGUUUUGGACUUCCGUUCUUGCGGUCUUCGUGUAUGUUUGAAAAUAACUGUUUUGAUAUCUCUAUAUCUGUAUGGCCACUGAUCAGAUUUAUUUACACUCUGUGUAUCUGUGUAUUUAACUUUUAACAUUUUGAUUUUGAAUUAAAUAUGACUUUAUUCAA
Molecule: messenger RNA, 1211 nt
Organism: Mizuhopecten yessoensis (Yesso scallop)
Lineage: Eukaryota; Metazoa; Mollusca; Bivalvia; Pectinida; Pectinidae
Exons: 4
Coding region: 34-744 (236 amino acids)
Source: RefSeq, a predicted model, not a curated record